AGGAACGAUGACUAAUCGGCAGUAUUUCUCUUGAUUAUUUUUACAUUGUUACGCGAUAAAUGAACUCUAGGUAUGGAUACAACAUCAGGAAAACAACAAAAAACUCUAGUUACAAGGAUGGACUUGAAUCUUCUGAUAGAAUACGGUAUGAAACGAAGUUUGAUGUAAUUGGUGGACUUGACCCCUAUGACAGCAGCUUGAAGUGGUCAACAGAUGUUGACAUUCUUCCUUCUGUUACCUAUCCAGACAUUGUGAACUACCUGAUAUUCACUCCAAGUAGAUUUAAGAUUGAUGAUUUGAAAGCCUGGAAAUCUUUAGAAGCUGUAAACCAAUUGUGCUUUGGUUGGGUUCGAGAAAGAGGUGCCAUAGACACAGCAGGGCAUAUCGUUGUGAAGACAAAGGUCCUGCAUUCACAGAGGCUGCGAGAAAAGCCGCUACAACCAUGGGUCAUCGCAAAGCCAGAUGGUGUUGUUGUUGCUGCCCAUUGCAACUGCAUGGCUGGUCUUGGCGAGGCGUGUACUCACAUUGCAGCCCUAUUGUUUUCUGUCAUGGCUGCUGUGGAAGUAAGAGACUCUAAGUCUGUGACAGAAAGCAAAUGCUGGUGGAUACAGCCAACAGCUACAAAGGCGAUCAACUAUAAAGAAAUAAGUGAGACUGACUUCACAUCAAAGAAAUCCGCAGCCCGGAAGGUGACAUUAGCAUCUGAAAUGCCAGAGAAAACACUAACCACACGAAACUUCAAAGGCAAGCUUUCCGAAAGCCUCAUAUUCAGACUUAAUGUCAUUUUGUGAGAAAGCCCAACAGUUGCAGAAAAAAACAUGGCCUUCUCUCUGUCAUUGAUCCUUUUGCUGAUGAGUUCAUCCCAAAAGCAGACAAACUUGACUUGCCAGAACAGAUGACAAAACUUCGUGAUCCCGACCUCAUCGGCAAUGACACUACAUCUGUUCUUUUAAAAUGUUCCGAGGUAACAAUUACUUGCACAGCUGAGCAAGCUGCAAAUGUGGUAAUGGAGACACGGCAACAGUCAAAAUCUGGACUUUGGUUUAGAUUUAGAGCUGGUCGGAUAACUGCUUCAAAAAUGAAGGCUGCAUGUGUAACCAACCCACUGAAGCCAUCUGAAAGCCUUGUAAAGAGUAUUUGCUACCCUGAAAAUAGCAGAUUUGAAAACAUUGCAACAAAGUGGGGUCUAACUAUGAAAGCAGAGCACUUGACCAGUUUGUAAAGCAUGUUAGCCAUGAGCGCGAGGGAAUGUGCAUUUCAGACUGUUGUUUUUUCAUCAGCACAGACAGGCCAUUUCUUGGGGCGUCACCUGACGGAAUUCUCAAAUGUGCGUGUUACGGCUCUGCCUGUGUGGAAGUUAAAUGCCCAUAUACUAUAAGGGAUGAUAUCAUUUCAGAGAGCAAUUGUGCAUGCCUUGAAAUCAAAGAAGGCCAGUUGACACUAAACUGGGAACACAGCUAUUUCUACCAGGUUCAGACACAAAUGGGAGUGUGUAAAAUGGAUGUUACUUACUUUGUAGUGUAGACCAGUAAGGAUAUGUUUGUUGAGAAAAUUCCAUUUGACAAAAACUUCUUUGAAAAUAUUUGUAUGAAAGCUGACAAUUUGAUUCGAAUUGCUAUACUGCCCGAGCUUGUAGCUAAAGUGUAUACAACUCUGGUUGUUGACAAAAAUGAUCUAAACCAGUCUUCAUGUACUCCACCGCUCAAAUCAUCAGAAAACAUCCAAAGCACUGACAAAAGUGAUGAAAAACUGUAUUGUGUUUGUAACCAGGUUGAGUUUGGUUAAAUGAUAGGUUGUGACAAUGAGGAUUGUUAAAUUGAGUGGUUUCAUUAUGGUUGUGUAAAUAUUGAAAGUGCUCCAGCUGGGAAAUGGUUUUGCCAUGUAUGUAGGAAGCUGCCACAUUUUAAGCGCAGGCGUCUUGCUCGUCAUUAACUGGAUCAUUGUGUUGACUGUUUAGUUAAUAAGUGAAUUUGAUCUUUCAUAUGUAAAUGUAUUUCCAGAAGUUAACACAGUAAUGUACAUGCAUUUGUUCU
This is a messenger RNA of Mya arenaria, 2033 nucleotides long. RefSeq lists its product as uncharacterized. The transcript has 2 exons. The record is from RefSeq and is a predicted model, not a curated record. Gene Ontology annotation, molecular function: zinc ion binding. Bases 60 to 791 code for a protein of 243 amino acids. Lineage: Eukaryota; Metazoa; Mollusca; Bivalvia; Myida; Myidae.